CGCACCCAUGACCACCUACACGAUCAUCUCCGCCCUUGUCCUCGCGAUCCCGGCCGUCUUUAUCUAUCGCAAAAUCUUUGCGGGUUCUGCGAACCCAACAUCGACAGGCGCAACCGCAGGAACGAGCGAGAAAGCACAGGAGGAACCCAAGACUAUCAUGCAGCCGCCGCCCGACGACCUCGCGCCGCCCAAGGACGACCCCUUUACGCUCGAACAACUGAAGCCGUACGACGGCUCAGACCCGUCAAAACCGAUCUACGUUGCGAUUAAAGGCACCGUGUUCGACGUGUCGCGCAAGCGCGAGACGUAUGGCAAGGGCGGGUCGUACAACCUCUUCGCGGGCAGAGAUGCCUCGCGUGCUCUCGGCAUGUCGAGCUUGAAAGAGCAAGAUGCGUCUCCGGACUACAGCACCUUGUCAGAGAGCGAUAUGAAGGUCCUCAACGACUGGCACGAGUUCUUCUCGAAACGGUAUAGCAUUGUUGGAAAGGUCGUAGACCUCCCGCCUGCUGUGGCAAACCUAUAGACGGUCGGAUACAUUAUAAGCACCUGUGUACUUAUGUGUAGAUUUCAGGAAUGACCACUGCUGG
Messenger RNA from Phanerochaete carnosa HHB-10118-sp, 587 nucleotides. RefSeq lists its product as uncharacterized. NCBI's taxonomy places the organism in Eukaryota, Fungi, Basidiomycota, Agaricomycetes, Polyporales, Phanerochaetaceae. The record is from RefSeq and is a predicted model, not a curated record. The transcript has 3 exons. The coding region runs from base 8 to 523 and encodes 171 amino acids. Gene Ontology annotation, cellular component: membrane; endomembrane system.